This is a messenger RNA of Sclerotinia trifoliorum, 1341 nucleotides long. NCBI's taxonomy places the organism in Eukaryota, Fungi, Ascomycota, Leotiomycetes, Helotiales, Sclerotiniaceae. The record is from the annotation of a GenBank genome assembly.
UGAAUCUUUCCAGCAAGCGCAGCUCAACUGAAGAUCCCAAAGACCCCAAAGACCCCAAAGACCCCGAGACCCCGCAUCGCCAAAUUCUUGGAAUUGACUCGUACCUUGCUUCGGAGUUCCUGAUAUCGCGUACUCGGGUUAAGAGACUGAUUGAGUGAGCGGUUGAGCGGUUGAAUGAUUGACUUUUUGUCUUUAUUACAUCUUAACUCUAUCUUUACGACACAAUACUCGAGUAUCUAUCUAUCUAUCCAUUGAUAUAUUCUUCAUUCUCAUCACUAAUCUAUAUCCUCAAACCUCACUUCUCUACUCAACUUACCUAUAUCAAUCACCUCAGCCUCAGCCUCACCCUCACCCUCACCCUCACCCUCACCCUCGCCCUCGCCCUCGCUCUCACUCUCAAAAUGUGGACAAAUCCUCGAUCUCUUUCCCCAAAAAUGUGGUCUCCUCGUAAUCCACCUCUUCAAUCUUCUCAUCGACCUUCUAUAACUCAUUCCCAAACUUUUUCUCCCUUAUCACCUAUUUCGCCAUCUAAUCCUUCAGGAACAUUUCCUGCCCCCACACACAAAUUAAAAUAUCAAGGAAAAAGAAUUGCGCAGAUUGUGAAAUUGAAGCCGGAAUGCGCGGAGAAGUAUAAAGAAUGUCAUGCACGAGUUUGGCCAGAAGUAUUGAAACAAAUUAAAGAAUGUUGUAUUGAGGAUUGUACGUUAUAUUUCUUUUUUCUUCUAUUUCUGUUGCGGGUGUUUCGGUCUUCUUUUAUCGUGUGUGUUAUGAAUGGAUUUAAGCUAAUAGUAACAUGAUAGAUUCCAUCUUUCAUGAUCCGGAAUCAAAUAUUCUUUUCGCGUCGUUCAAAUAUGUGGGAUAUGAUUAUGCGGGCGAUAUGGAGAAGAUGAGGGAAAAUCCAAAGGUUAGGGAGUGGUGGGAAAUGACGGAUUCAUUUCAAGAGACGAUGGUUGAGGGGAGUAAGGGAAGUACGGAUGAGAAGGGAUGGUGGAAGGGUAUUGAUCAGGUUUUUUAUGUGGCAUGAUUUGAAGAGGGAUGACAAUGGGUGGAAGAGUGGGUGGGAGAAUAUGCGGCAUUGAGGAUGCGCGAGUGUGGACUGCCGGAUGAAGCGGGAAGAGUGUGAUGCUAUUGGAAUAUAAGGGAGGAGAGAACAAUCCAAGAGUCGGGGACAGAAGGAAGGAAAAGUGUUGAGAACGAGAUGGGAAGAAAGAGGAAGAAAAGAGGAGGAUAAAAGUUUCAGGAUUAUAUGCCAUGACAUGAUAUGAAAUGGAUUGAAUGGAAUGGAAUACGACAAAGAAUAUGGUUAUGAAUUGAAAUGUAUGAUGAAUGAUAUGAAUUUCG